Molecule: messenger RNA, 1097 nt
Organism: Sycon ciliatum
Lineage: Eukaryota; Metazoa; Porifera; Calcarea; Leucosolenida; Sycettidae
Exons: 4
Coding region: 167-826 (219 amino acids)
Source: RefSeq, a predicted model, not a curated record
GAAUUAUUUGAUUUUGCAGUUUGGUGUUCACUGUUAUUUCAUGUUCAGUCCGUGAUCCAAACAGUACCUGCACAGGCUUUGCAACAAACAAGCUAAUGAUGUGCCAGUACUGGCAGUAGAGCUAGAGAACAGUCCAACGGGAGUUGUGAGGCAUACCGGGGUCAGUAUGGCAGCGCUGAUUCGCAGGCUGGUGUGCAACUGUCGCGUUUUACCCAGCAGAGGAUGUUCCAGUGUUGCUCAAGAGGCUCAAGAAGAUGACCUACUUGAUAGCAUUGCUCUGGAUGAUGAAGUGAUGGAAGUCAUGGAGUUGGAAGUAGAGGAGCAGCAAAAGAGGAGAGCUGUAACUUCUGGCAGUGAACCCACGGUGCCACACAUGACAUCUUCUGACCAACAGAUCAGUGCUCAUGCCACAGGAGUUAGUCCCUGGCUUCAACCUGUUGCUAAUGCAGCAUGGGUGCCGCGACCGGCCAUGACUCCAUUCUACAUCUACAUGAGAGAGUAUGAGGAGGGUACGAAGCAAGGCUUUCUAAAGGUGGUCAUGGAACGCUACCGAGAAUUCAACAAGCUGCCAGCCCGUGUACGUGCCCAAUAUGAGGAGCUGUCACUGCUAGAUGAGCAGCGCUUCUAUGAAGAAAUGGAUGUGUACAUGACCAGAGCUGACCAGCGUAGCUUGCUGAGUAAACUGCGUCAUGAGGAGCGCAGAACCAUCAAUACUCACGUUGCCCGUAGCGUUGGUGCAGAGCUCGCUGACUUGAAGUUCCGAACGGAUGAAAUCCACGAAGAGCUGGACACUCAGCAGCAGCAGGACGGUUGGGCUUUGGCGUAGAGUCUAUUUGAGUGACACGCGAAUCUGUGUACAUUAUCGACAUUUCUUGUGCUUGUACAUAUUAUGGGGUAUUAUUGCUGAUGACGAUGAUUAUAAUAAUUUACAACGCUACUUCAAAGUACUCCCAGGUAUCUGUAGGAGUUUUUUUUUCGUACCAUGCCUUUGAGCCCUGGGGAAAAUUCCACUCUUUGGCCAUGGCAAAUUCCGUGGAAUUUGCAAAUAUUUUGCGGAAAAAAGGUUUUCAGUACGAGCGAUGGCCUGGCUGGUUGCA